This is a messenger RNA of Aspergillus ibericus CBS 121593, 1286 nucleotides long. Its product is annotated as bromodomain-containing protein. NCBI's taxonomy places the organism in Eukaryota, Fungi, Ascomycota, Eurotiomycetes, Eurotiales, Aspergillaceae. The record is from RefSeq and is a predicted model, not a curated record. Gene Ontology annotation, molecular function: protein binding; histone H3 acetyltransferase activity. Gene Ontology annotation, biological process: chromatin remodeling; positive regulation of transcription by RNA polymerase II. The transcript is spliced from 2 exons. Gene Ontology annotation, cellular component: histone acetyltransferase complex. Bases 186 to 1166 code for a protein of 326 amino acids.
AGAGCCCGAAUACGGCCCCGGAUGCCAAAAAGCUCAAAAGCUUUCAUAGCGGGGAGGUACCGUCGAACAUGUAACCCUCCGCGAUAACCCGGAUUGUUCCUUUUCCAGAAUAACCUGCAGUUGUAGAAGAGCGAAACGGCGAGAUAGAAUUCCGGGUCGUCAACAAUGAUGGCUCCACAGAGAGUAUGAUUGUCCUCACAGGGCUCAAAAACCUGUUUCAAAAGCAGCUACCGAAGAUGCCCAAAGACUACAUCGCCCGUCUCGUCUAUGAUCGCACGCACUUGUCUUUGGCCAUCGUGAAAAUGCCUCUAGAAGUCAUUGGUGGAAUUACAUUUCGAGAAGUCCGACACCGCAAGUUCGCUGAAAUCGUGUUCUGUGCCGUCUCAUCGGACCAGCAGGUGAAGGGAUACGGAGCGCAUCUCAUGGCCCACUUGAAGGACUAUGUCAAGGCCACAUCCCCCGUGAUGCAUUUUCUGACUUACGCUGAUAACUACGCCACGGGGUAUUUCCAAAAGCAGGGCUUCACUAAAGAAAUCAUGCUUGACCGUUCCAUCUGGAUGGGCUACAUCAAGGACUAUGAAGGCGGCACACUCAUGCAAUGCUCGAUGCUUCCCCGAAUACGGUAUCUCGAAGUGGGCCGUAUGCUUCUCAAGCAGAAGGAAACUGUUCUAGCGAAAAUGCGUCCCUUGAGCAAAAAUCACAUUAUACAUCCACCGCCUCCGCAAUGGGCUAACGGCGUCAUCACUCCGAUCGAUCCACUCUCUAUUCCUGCCAUUCGAGCUGCUGGCUGGUCUCCGGACAUGGACAAGCUAGCACGGGAACCACGACAUGGGCCUCAUUUUAACGAACUUCGGCGCUUUCUGAGCCAAAUUCAAGCCCACAAACAAGCAUGGCCCUUUGUCUCUCCGGUCAACAAGGACGAGGUCCCGGAUUACUACAAAGUUAUUGAAACCCCAAUGGAUUUGUCAACAAUGGAAGAAAGAUUAGAGAAAGAUGCUUAUUCGACCCCGAAAGACCUUGUUAACGAUCUCAAGUUGAUCUUUAGCAAUUGUCGGCAGUAUAAUGACGCGACAACGGUAUAUGCCAAGUGUGCGAUGAAGCUGGAGAGAUACAUAUAUUCUUUAAUCAAGGAGGUACCGGAGUGGUAUGACUUGCUGGAAGAAUGAAGCUAGCGCAUCAAUGGCUCUCUUAAGACUCAACCUACUCUAAGCGAGACGAGAGUUUUGUAAGUAUGGAGUCUGCGUUGGGCUAUUUUUUUUGAAGGCGCUAUGCCUAUCAUAAUGUAG